AUGAAUGAUUUGCAGGACAACUUAGCUAAAGAUGAGAAAAAUAACAAAAAAUACGAACAACCGAAGAAGUUUGCGAAAGCAAAGCAAACAAUGAGACCAAUAAUUAAAUUACGGAAUCGAAAUUUUCAACUAGAAAAUGAAUUCGAUCAGCAAAUUUUCCCUUCUCAACAGUGGCAUUCCAAAAACAGCUCAAUUUUGACAUCAAACAAGUCUGGAUGGCAAUAUUCAGGAAUUCUGAGUACUUUGCAAGGAAAUGUGAAAAGCAGACAUCUAAAAAAUAAAAUAAAUAUUUUAGGCUUGAAAAAAGUUAAGGAGCAGGAAACCGUAAGUGUGCUAAAUAAGAAAAAGGAAUGGUUGGAAGAUUUGAACGAUUAUUUCAAAUUUUGGAAUUUAAGUGAGAAUUCAUCUGAUGCGAUGGCCAUCAAUCCUCUCGAUAUUUCACGAAUUUUAACAAGUAAUAAAAUAUGUUCACUACUUGAAAAUUCUACGUUAUGCUGUGAAGAAAUAAUCAAAAAGACACUUAAUUUUACAAAUAUCGAUGAAAAGCAGCUCAAAACUUUGGAAAAGCAAUCAAAAUGUCGCAAAUUUUGUACUGAUUUUGAUUUGGAAACUGGAUACUUAAAUAAUCUCACGGAAAAUUUUUGCUCAGAAAAUAGUGCAGCAUCUGCUUUUUUGUCUGUGAAUAAAUCUCAAGUUAUUAUUUUUAAAAAAACAACUGAAAGGAAUACUGAACCACAUAGGAAUUCGAGUUUUUUUGAAUUUGAACUUAGGCUUGAGCAUACAAUUCAGAGUUUAAGCAAAGCAUUGAAUACGAAAGCACUACAAAAGCAAACUAAUGGGAAUGCCUCUCUAUAUUAUCUGAUCGAAUUUUCCAAAGUUAUUGAGAUUGAAGCCGAACAACGCUUAGCUAUGCAGCUUCUGCAAAAUUAUCAACAUCAGUAUAUUAGAAAAACUUUCAGCAAUUUAAUUCAGGUUUGUUUAAUAAUUUGGAAAAAGUCUCAAAUAAGUUGCAUGGAACGUUAUUACUAUAGCUGGUGUCUUAAGAAUGAAUCAAAGGGAUGCACAGAUCAUGUCUUGAAAUCCAUUUCUUGCUAUAAUUUUACGAUUGAGAACUUCGAAAUUACAAAAAGUACUGAAGUGCUUUGUAAAACACUAAAUGAAUCUGAUUUUAUUGGGAAUUCUUUUCGCAAAAUUAAUAGGAAUUUAAAAGGCAUCUUAAUGUUACAAUUUGUAAGCACAAAUAUGCUUCAAAAUAUCUCUAAAUUGAACGAAUAUCCAAAUGGAAAAUUUUCUGAGAAAUGGCAGAAAUAUGCUAAUAGAAUCAAGUUAAAAAGCGUAGGAAGAACUGGCAGGGUAGAAACAAACGAAGAUGAAGCAUCAAUUUUGCAAGACUUUAAUGUGGGAAAAUUAGUGAGAUUAUCAGAAACACAAGCAAUACCUGUGAAUCAGUCGAGUUUUAUUUUGCAAGAAGAAUCGAGAGAAAUUGAUAGGAAGCAGUUGACUAAUUUCUUCACAACACUUACACCCAGUAAUGAAGUGGAAUCAAAAAACUUGAAGAUUUCUGAUGGAACUUCAAUUGAUUUCAACUAUGCAAAUAAUUCUUUUGCUAUGAAUGCAGGUAAUGCAACUGAUGAAAAGGACGUUCAUGAAAGCAGUGACUCUUUAAGGAAGUAUACUCUGACUCUGACUAAUAACUAUGUGCUAAGUGAACUAAAACUGAAGAACAAGCCAGAAUGGAAGCCAUUUCAUUUCGAUUGCAAAACGGAAGAAAAUGAAUUCAAUACCACAAGCUGCAAUGACUGGGCAGCUGCAGGAUACUGUGAAUCAAAUAAAGCUACUAGAUUCCUGUGGUGUCGCAAGACGUGUCUCUGCACAGGGCCAUCUCAGUCCUGA
Molecule: messenger RNA, 1893 nt
Organism: Thelazia callipaeda (thelaziosis nematode)
Lineage: Eukaryota; Metazoa; Nematoda; Chromadorea; Rhabditida; Thelaziidae
Source: the annotation of a GenBank genome assembly